This is a messenger RNA of Lotus japonicus, 1063 nucleotides long. Its product is annotated as inactive poly [ADP-ribose] polymerase RCD1-like. The record is from RefSeq and is a predicted model, not a curated record. Lineage: Eukaryota; Viridiplantae; Streptophyta; Magnoliopsida; Fabales; Fabaceae. Bases 62 to 1063 code for a protein of 333 amino acids. The transcript has 6 exons. Gene Ontology annotation, molecular function: NAD+ poly-ADP-ribosyltransferase activity.
AGAGUGUAGUGGAGAGUCCAAUGCCUUAGUUAAGGAUUCUCAAGUAAAAGUUGUAAAUAGGAUGAAUAUAAUGGAUUGUGGAUAUGCUGGUGAGUUAGGUUUAGUUUCUUACAUUGAAUCUAUACAUGGGAAAUUGAGUUUGGGUUUUGUGCGAGAGUUGUUCCUUCAUGGAAUGAGUACUUUUUCAAGUACUGAUUUUGGGAUAGUUGAGACAUAUCGUUGCUCAGGUGCAUCAAUGCAAGCCCGUUUGGAGCUAUUCCAAACACAAGUUGGAAUUACAAAAGAAAUCCAUGGGGAUGCUAAUGUUCGAUAUGCUUGGCUUCCUUUUCCUGAAGGAGAAUUAUCUACAAUGGUGGAGUGUGGACUUGGGUAUUGUAUGCUAUCUGCAGCCAAUUGCACAUACGACACUGGUGUUCUUCUGGCAGCGGUUACUUGCCCUUAUGCCAGUGCACGCUAUUGUGAUAUCGACAAAAAUGAUGUUAGACACUUAGUCCUUUGUCGUGUGAUAAUGGGUAACAUGGAACUUCUUCGUCCUAGCAUUGGCACCGGAACUCGUCAAUUUCAACCCAUCAGCUCUAAAUAUGAUAACGGGGUUGAUGACUUCCAAAGCCCAAAAUACUAUUUAGUAUGGAAUAUGAACAUAAAUACUCAUAUUUAUCCAGAAUUUAUUAUUAGUUUCAAGGUCAAUGAGGAUGCUAAAGGCCAUUUUUGUGGAAUUGUGGGAGAUAGAAAUCUUUUUGGGGCCAAUUCUUAUGGUCAUGGUUCUAGUGGCUUAUUGGAGUCAGCAUCUUUGGUGGAUAAUGGAUUAACUUCUGGUAGGGUUUCUAGCAUCCCAAACAUUCCGAAAUCUCCUUGGCUACCUUUUUCUAUGCUUAUCGCUGCUCUAAGUGACAAGGUUGAUGCAAAUGAUAUGAGUCUUAUAAGAGAACAUUAUGAACUAUACAAGGUUAAGCAGGUUUCCCGUGAUGAUCUUGUGAAAGUGCUGAGAUUAAUAGUUGGAGAUACUAUAUUGAGAGCUACAAUAACAAGUCUUCAAUUCAAGAUACCAUCCCUUGGUGAAUAG